UUUUGUUAUCAAUCAUAAGAAAUAUGGAUGGCAUAACUGAAUAAACUUCCUCUUUCAGGUUCAGCAUGAGGCCUUGUGAAGAACUGAACAAGCAAAGGUAGUUAUUCAAAAACAAUCAUUAUUGUUCCAGUCCAGGUAUUGUUCAAAAGAUUACUUGAACAACAACCUCCUCAGAUUACCAGAACAGGAACAAGAAACAGCUACAGCAUAGCACCUGGAAUACCAGAACACAUACGGAGCAUAGCACCAGACCAAGGUGCCCAGAAUUAUGCCAAUCUAGUCAGAAUCACUUGAAGGAUCUUACUGCAACAGUGCUGACUUGGCUGUAACGUUUGAGCGAUAGCAUGGCUGACCCUUACCAGAACAAUGUGUACCACCAAGGAGGAGGUGACCCCUAUGGCACCUAUGGAGAGGGAGGAGGCCAGGAGGGCUACGGUUACCAGGGCGAGUCCUACCCUCAGGAGGAGGAUGCAGCCAGCGAUGCCACGGAGGGCCAUGAUGAUGAGGACCAGAUGUACGAGGGGGAGUACCAGGGGAUCCCCCACCCUGACGAGGUGAAGGCGGCCCAGAGGGCAGCGAGGGCCAAGGCCAGGCAGGCUCAGGCAGGGGCCACAGAGCUGGAUGAGCUGGCUGAGCAGUAUGAGGACAUCAUGGAGGACUGUGGACAUGGACGGUUCCAGUGGACCCUGUUUAUAGUGCUGGGCCUGGCCCUCAUGGCUGACGGGGUGGAGUGCUUUGUGGUGGGGUUCGUGCUGCCCAGCGCUGAGAAGGACAUGUGCUUAUCCAAUGGAGAGAAAGGCAUGCUAGGUGAGUCAUGGCUAAAUGCCAAUCCUUGUUGGAAGACAUACAACCCAUAUUAACACUUGUCUUGUACAAUGUCUGGGGCAAUUGAUUCUGGAAAAAAGGCAUAAGAGGCUGAAUUAAGAGUCUGAAUUGUAAUGGGAAAAUAAUAAUGUUAUAUCUUCAAAAAAUCUUAAAGUUCUGAUACCAAAUGAAAUAAUCGAUCAGAGGACAUUCUGUGGAUAUCAGUGCAGACUGUGUAAAAUCAAAGCUAAGUUGUGGAUUGUAUUGGGGACAGUUCCAGCCAAUAGCAGCCUUGCUGUCAAUAUUAGCCGGCAGGUACUUAAGGGCUCCGUAAAUUAGAAAUGUUCUCAAAUACGCUAAUGGCACAGUUGAUUUCAAGAUGAAUCUGGAUGCUUUUCAUGCUCUACUUUAUUUCAAUAUAUUCCUGCUUAGUGAAGCAGGGGGGAAAUUGAUUAUCCGUUUCUCCACAGCAAAUAACAUGAGUUUUGGCAUCCGGAGCAAUCUGCAGCAUGCCACCAAUCACACUGAUUGAGACCAUGCAGUAUUUUGUAGGCCCAUGUCUAGUGCAGUGGUGGAUUUGAAAUUCAGAGACAGACACCACAAGAUAAGUCCUUCACUUUGAAACCUGCGGAAGCUGUCCAAGGAGACAAGUAUCUGGGAUGAGAGGGCAGAUUUUCUCCCUCUCCCCAGCCUUCCCAGCCUCGGCGGCCCAGCAGCCCAGCAGGCUGUACUGGUUGGUAGUACUGAGUCAGCAGGUGGCUGAGGAGAGGAGAUCAAUAGCCACUCUACUGACCUUGUGUCUUGGAUACAUACUGUUCGCCUGCUGCUUCACUUCCCUUUGGCUAACUACACUGUGAUAAACACAAUCACGAGCAACUUUUAUUCACUACACUGUAUAUUCUGUAGCCCUCAGAUCUCAGACUGACUCACAUGCACAAAGUAAUUGCCCUUCUGGAAUAAAUAAUGUUUUUUUAAUUGAAUGGAAUUGAAUUGAAUGGGUAGGGUGGAGUCAUGGAACAUUUAGGUACUCAGAGAAUACAGGAUAUGCUGGAUCAUACACUGAACAAAAAUAUGAACUCAACAUGUAAAGUGUUGGUCCCAUGUUUCAUGAGCUGAAAUAAAAGAUCCAAGAAAUGUUCCAUACUCACAAAAAGCUAAUUUCUAUCACAUUUUGUGCACAAAUUUGUUUACAUCCCUGUUAGUGAGCAUUUCUCUUUUGCCAAGAUAAUCCAUCCAACUGACAGGUGUGGCAUAUCAAGAAGAUGAUUAAACAGCAUGAUCAUUACACAGGUGCACCUUGUGCUGGGAACAAUAAAAGACCACUCUAGAAUGUGCAGUUUUGUCACACAACAUAAUGCCACAGAUGUCUCAAGUUUUGAGGGAGCGUGCAAUUGGCAUGCUCACUGCAGGAAUGUCCACCAGAGCUGUUGCCAGAUAAUUUAAUGCUAAUCUCUCUACCAUAAGCCUCCUCCAACGUCGUUUUAGAGAAUUUGGCAGUACAUCCAACCGGUCUCCAUGUGUAUGGAGUGUGGGUGAGCGGUUUGCUGAUGUCAAUGUUAUGAACAGAGUGCCCCAUGGUGGCGGUGGGGUUAUGAUAUGGGCAGGCAUUGCUACGGACAACGAACAAAAUUGCAUUUUAUCGAUGGCAGUUUGAAUGCAGAGAUACCAUGACGAGAUCCUGAGGCCCAUUGUCGUGCCAUUCAUCCGCCGCCAUCACCUCAUGUUUCAGCAUGAUAAUGCACGUCCCCAUGUCGCAGGGAUCUGUACACAAUUCCUGGGAGCUGAAAAUGUCCCAGUUCUUCCAUGGCCUGCAUACUCACCGUGUGCGACAGCGUGUUCCAGUUCCCACCAAUAUCCAGCAACUUUAUACAGCCAUUGAAGAGGAUUGGGACAACAUUCCACAGGCCACAAUCAACAGCCUGAUCAACUCUAUGUGAAGGAGAUGUGUCGCGCAGCAUGAGGCAAAUGGUGGUAACACCAGAUACUGACUGGUUUUCUGAUCCACACCCCUACCUUUUUUUUAAGGUAUCUGUGACCAACAGAUGCAUAUCUCUAUUCCCAGUCAUGUGAAAUCCAUAGAAUAGGGCCAAAUGUAUUUAUUUCAAUUGACUGAUUUCCUUAUAUGAACUGUAACUCAGUAAAACCUUAGAAAUUUUUGCAUGUUGCGUUUAUAUUUUUUUCAGUAUAUUUAUCUCGUGUAACAUCUCCUUUUAAAAGGAACAAGUUAGCAGCUUUUCUGUUUUUUCUGAGUCAGGCAGCCUAUUAGUUAUUCACUAUCUCAUCUUGCUCUUUACAGUAAUUGAAUCUACAUUUUACCAAUGCCCCUGAAAAUGUUUCAGUCCAAAUGUACAGAAUAAACUCCAGUUUAUCUCAAGGGUUUAGAUUUUGACUUCCUAACCAUAAUCAAUCAGUUUCAAUGGGACUACUGAAAUAUGAGAUGCCUCUAAUUCACACUUUCACUGUGAUCACCACUGCAUACAUUCUGACUCAAUGGAUGUAAGCUGUCCAAUCAGAAGGCAGAGUGGCAGUAGUGUCACUGUUCUACAGGGAGAGUAGGGUGGGGGAUUGGUCCUCAUCUCCAUAUGUUUAUCCGGUGACGGCAGGCCAGAGUCUUCGCUCUCACACCAGUCAUCACCCACAGCCCCCAUGGCAGUACCAUCUGCAGUGACAUCGUGCCACCAUGCCAGGCGCUGGCACUUGGCACAGGCUGCUGGUGGUAAAAUGUGUUAUUUUGGGGAGAUUCUUCCCUAGUGAUAGGGUUGGAUUGAUGGGCUACAGGUAAGCUGAGUAAUGCUUUAGAUGUACAUAUACAGUGCAUAGAAAAGUGACACACAUAAGUGCUCUCAUCUGCAAUAGACAAGCAGGCCGCUGAUGCACAGUACUAGAAUGGCCACAUAACUUAUAUCUACUUAUCUGGGGCUUAAAUUAAUAGGCUUUAUCACCCAAGGUUAGAAAAGACUGUACUUUCUGAGGCAGAAACACAGCCACCUUCAUGAUUCUAUCGAAUGUCAGCAUUUAGAGUACUUAAACAAAAAUCACUUCUUUUUUUUCAUACUUUAUGCAAGCAUUCAUUAUAUGCUAAAAAUAGGUGUUCCAGUUCAGCUUUGAGAGAUGGACAAAGGCACACGUUAAAUACUGUUAUGUUUCUUUCGAGACACCCUGCUGACAGGUAAAAGCACUAAAAGCGGUAUGACAUCCAAAUAGGAUACCUGUUGUUAAGACUUCACAAAAGACCAUUCAAGGCUAUUCAAUUUGACCAAAAAUACAUUUUGUCUGUCGUUACCUUAGAAACACGAUUUUACCUCUCUGACCUAGCCUUGAGAAUGAGUCAGAAUGCAGAGUACAAAUAGAUAUAUACACAUGCACAACUAUUCCAAAAAUGUUUAUAUUAGUGUUUUUGGUAUUAUCAAUUAAAAUAUAUUGUAUUACACAGAGAUUUCUCAAUACUGCCCAUAGGAUAUUCCCCUCCAGUGCCUGUCUCUCAGUAGUGAUGUACAAGCCUGUCCCCUGGUGGACAACAUCAAAAGUGGCGCCCAUGUCCAGAUAUCCCGUUUCAGCAUUGCUGCUGAGGCUGUGGUAGUAGUUGAGCAUUCAAAAACAACUCUGUAUAUUGUAUGUCAUCAAAAGUGUUUCCCUAAAAUACAGUUCUGUGAUCCAUAAAAGCACACCAGAAUGUAUGGUCACCUCAAGUAUGUUGAGUGCAAUCUACCACUUUAUUCACUGAGUUCAAAUCACUAGAUACAUGUCUGCUAGUGAACUGUACCUGUGCUGGCUGCUGACUGUGUCUUGCCUCUCUCUCUCCUGCAGGUUUGAUAGUGUUCCUGGGAAUGAUGGUUGGGGCGUUCAUCUGGGGAGGCAUGGCAGACAAACUGGGCCGCCGGAGGUGUCUGAUCUGGGCACUCACCAUCAACUGUGUCUUCGCCUUCCUCUCCUCCUUCGCCCAGGGAUACGGCUUCUUUCUCUUCUUUAGGCUCAUCUCCGGCAUCGGGUAAAAAAGACCCCCGUCUAUAGAGAGAGAGGAAACAAGGGAUGAGUUUCUAAUUGAAGGAAUUAGGGUUGUGACUGGGAUGCUAUAGUACAUGUGAACAUGAUCCUCUCUACCUGAUAAAAUAUAUGUUGUACAAUGUAACGGUAACAAAGCCACAGCCUCUGAAGAAGCUACAUGGAUGAAGCAGUAGUUACUGUAGGACUUGUGCUAGAUUACACUUCCUCCCAGGUCAGCACAUUCAGAGCGCCUCUCCUCCUCCACCUACAACAAUGCAGCAUUGUGCUGUCUCAGAAUAGUGUUGUUCCACAGGGAUGUAAGCAAGCUACGCAUACUGACUCUAGAAUCAGGUCAAAGCGUAUGCAAAAACAUUGUGUUGUGUGUAAAGAAAACCUCAGCUGGAGGAGCAUGGUGUAUUAGGCUGUUGUGUAUCCAUGCAUGUUUGGAUAUUAGUGGAAUCUCAAACUACUGACCUCAAACUACUGACCUUUGUGAAAAUUACCUGCUUACAAAAAUACUAUUCUCCUGCAUUUAUUUCAAAGACUAUAUGAAGCUCUGAAAGGAGAUCAGUACCAGACCAGUAACUUGCUCCGUGAUCUGUGUUUAGAUACAUUUCAGUGUUGGACUCUUUAAAAAAACGAAAACAUAAUGUCAUAAUACUUGUGAAAUCAGGUCUCCCUCGAAAAAUCUGUUCUUCCUCGAAAAAUAGAUGAUUCACCUAGGGACUUCCUGGAUACAUAAAGGCAAAUCUCUUGUGUAAUCUACAAUCUAAAUCUCUCAGUGAGUUACUAAUCCUCUGUAUCUCCCUUCAGUAUCGGAGGUUCUGUCCCCAUUGUCUACUCCUACUUCUCAGAGUUCCUUCAGAUGGACAAGAGGGGGGAACACCUGAGCUGGCUGUGUAUGUUCUGGAUGGUGGGAGGCAUCUAUGCCUCCUUCACUGCCUGGGGCAUCAUCCCUCACUAUGGUACAGUACAAUACUGCACACUAAACACUUAACAGACAACCCUUAGGGGCCAUGACCUGGGAUUAAAAUCAUCCUCCUUGCUGACAAAAGCAAGUUCACCCAAGUACAGCUACAGCAGUCCCUGCAUUGGGUGUUAUGGAAACGUAACACGACUAAGCCAUAGUAGGUUGGUGGCACCUUAAUUGGGGAGGACGGCCUCGUGGUAAUGGCUGGAGCGGAAUGAGUGGAAUGAUAUCAAAUACAUCAAACACAUGGUUUCCAUGGUUUCCAUGUGUUUGAUGCCGUUCCAGUCACUAUGUUCUAGCCAUUAUUAUGAGCCGUCCUCCCUUCAGCAGCCUCCACUGGACUAAGCAUAUGUGUUGGGUUAAUUAACUGGCUGAUAGAUUUGUAAUCAUAAUAUUAGUCUGUAAACGCACCUAUAGACCCAGGGAGUGAUUUGGGUUAUGUUCCAGGUUCUAGAGUAGUCACAGAUAAUGGAUAAUGAUUGUGUCAAAUCAAAUCAAAUCAAAUUGUAUUGGUCACAUACACGUGUUUAGCAGAUGUUAUUGCGGGUGUAGCGAAAUGCUUGUGUUUCUAGCUCUGACAGUGCAGUAAUAUCUAACAAGUAAUAUCUAACACAAAUCUAAGUAAAGCAAAUGAAUUAAGAAUAUAUCAAUAAAUAUAUGGACGAGCAAUGUCAGAGCGGCAUAGACUAAGAUACAGUAGAAUAGUAUAGAAUACAGUAUAUACAUAUGAGAUGAGUAAUGCAAGAUAUGUAAACAUUAUUAAAGUGACUAGUGUUCCAUUUAUUAGAGUUCCAAUCUAUGUAUACAAUUGUGGCUGUGUUAUGUUCCAGGCUGGGGCUUCAGCAUGGGGACAGAGUUCCAGUUCCACAGCUGGAGGGUGUUUGUGCUGGUCUGUGCCCUGCCUGCCAUCACCUCCCUGGUGGGGCUCAUGUUCAUGCCUGAGAGCCCCAGGUUCCUCCUGGAGGUAAAAUCAAUUUUCUUAAGAUUAAGAUGAACAGUACAGGAAUGUAAUACUCGGGGCCUUUAACAUAUUGUGUUGAUCAAACAACAUUUUCAUACAAAACCCAAAACCGAUUUUGCAGAUGUAUUUGGUUUAAAAACACACACAAAAAACUGUGUGGACUAUAGUGAGGUUUUGACUUACAGUAUGUGGCUGUCUUUAUCAGAAUGCCAAACACGACGAGGCCUGGAUGAUCCUGAAAAAUGUCCAUGACACCAACUGGAGGGCAAAGGGCCAGCCUGAGAAGGUCUUCCAGGUGUGUGGAAACAACAUCACAGAUUAACACUAAAUAACAUGUGCUUGAAGGGCUCCUUUGCCAUUUUCAGAAUCACUGAAUAUAUUGAAACAAAGUGAGCAUCAUUUCAUUCCCCUCAGGUGACCCACAUCAAGGCUCCUAAGACCCAGGAGGAUGAGUUCAUUGAGAUCCAGAGUGCCACAGGGACAGCUAUACAGCGUUGGGCCGUCCGGACCCUCACUCUGUGCAAACUGGUAGGACCAAACAUUUUCAGAAAACAAACACAUUACUAAUGAGACCAACAAUAACACUAACAGGCUAUUAGUAUGUGAUGUGUCACUAUGCUGUGUUUUCAUUGCAGGUGCUGAAGAACAUUGCUUCUCUAUUGGGACCUGAGCUGAGACUAAGUACACUGUUCAUGGCCAUCAUCUGGUUCACAAUGGCCUUCAGGUAAAUAUAUGUACAAUAUAUUUGAUGCCAAACAGGCAAGAAUGUAUACCAUGUGCAGCUGAUUGUAAAUACCUGUAGAUACAGUCUCUGUCCCAAAUGGCACCAUAUUCCCCCCAUGGGCCCUGGUUAACAGCAGUACACUAUAGAGAAUAGGGUGCCAUUUGGGACACAAAAAUACUGAAUGUGUAUUUUAAUGUUGGUUGUCAAUGUUCUCUUUACUAUGGUCCAAAAACUCUGAUAUCAUCGUAUUUCAGUUACUAUGGACUGGGUGUGUGGUUCCCUGACAUGAUCAAAUACCUGCAGCAAGAGGAGUAUGAGUCCAAAGUCAAGGUGUUCCACAGAGAGAGAGUAGAACGCUUCCACUUCAACUUCUCCCUGGAGAAUCAGAUCCACAGAGAGGGAGAAUACAUCAAUGACAAGUAUGUCAUCUCCAUGCUCCACCUUCUGGCCCUUCUGAGUACUACACCACAGGAACACCUAGUAAUACUGUAUUACAACAGUCAUUUAUCACUGUCAUGUCUCUUGAUAAUAUCACAAUGUAACAUAUCAUUCUAUGUAAGUAUGGCACAUAUUAUUUCUUUCAAAAUGAUACAGACAAUAUUGAAUAGGAAUAGUGCUGUCUGUCAUUCUAGCAUGUAAUGUACCACUUCAUCAAAAACUCAGGAAUCAUGCUUUUGUGUUCCAUCCCUUUAGGUUUAUCAACAUACAGAUGAAGUCUGUUAAGUUUGAGGAUUCACUGUUUGAAGAUUGUUACUUUGAGGACAUAAAGUCCACUGAAACAAUCUUUGAGAACUGCACCAUCAGAUCCACCGUCUUCUAUAACACAGGUGGGAACCAUUAAACAGAGAUUGAACUUUUUCAAAAAUCAAGUCCUGCGCAAUAUGAAUGAAGAAACAUAAUGACAAUACAGUAUGUAGUGCAUUUCAACAUCAUCAAUUACCAUUGCUAUGUUUCACUGAAAACAAACAGUACAUAUUGACCAGUGGACUGAGAAUUGCAAAGCCAUGAAUGUUUCUCCACGUACACUAUUUAUGUUAUAUCGUUGGCAUUGUCACGUUUCCUCCAGAUCUGUACGAGGAAAGGUUCAUAGACUGUAGACUGGAGAACACCACAUUCCUCCAUAAUAAGAAGGGCUGUCACCUGGACAUCGACGAGGAGAACGACGUGCUCAUCUACCUGGUCAGCUUCCUGGGGUCCCUGGCUGUUCUACCCGGCAACAUCAUAUCAGCUCUGUUCAUGGAGAAGAUAGGCAGAGUCAAAAUCAUAGGCGAGUUGGUCUGUACAAUGGUAAUAGGUUUCUUUGAUUUUAACUGUAUUGGUUCUUACAAUGGACAGGUAGGACAAGUGUGGAUUCUGUGUAGAGCAGCAGCUCAGCUAUUGUUCUGACAUUCUGCUCUUCGAUUGUCAGAUGAGAAAAGUGCGAGCAUAGAGAUGUAUAUGGGUGUGAGCCUUGAAAUAUGAUCAAGGAACAUCGAAGUGUGAUUUAAUCUUACCGCACACCUCACGGCUCCAUCUCCCUCUACACAUGAUGGGCCAGUGCCACUGAGCUCACUGCUUCCUAAUGUGAGCCCAAUCUGCUCCUCUCUUUGCAGGCCUCUCCAUGCUGAUCUCAGCUGGGUGCACCUUCUUCCUGUUCCUGAGCUUCAGUCAGGCGGCCAUCAUAGCCUGGCAGUGUCUGUUCUGUGGGGUCAGCGUGGCAGCGUGGAACGGCAUCGAGGUCAUCACAGUGGAACUCUACCCAGCCUCCAAAAGGUACAGUACAGCAAUCUGGAAAUCAGACAUUAAUUUAUUAGAUAGACCUAUCUAAUUUAUUAUAUUGUGCCUAUUGGAAAUAGAUAGUUGAUAUGAUAUGAUAUUGUAUUAUUUGCUUUAUACUGUUAAAAGUAUGUCAACCCAUUAUCAUCAGUUACUGAAUCAAAUGGAUGUAAAAAAUGUCCCCUGUGGUGUAUUUAACCUAUGUCCCUAACCUCCUCCCACAGAGCCACAGCGUUCGGGGUGUUGAAUGCCCUCUGUAAGCUGGCGGCCAUCCUGGGCACCUCCAUCUUUGCCUCCUUUGUGGGGGUCACCAAAGUCGUCCCCAUUCUCCUCUCCUGCACUGCUCUGGUGUGUGGAGGCCUGGUGGCCCUCAAGCUGCCCGAGACCCGGGAGAAGAUCCUCCAGUGAGGAGGUCAUACUGGCCAAAGGUCAAAGGUCACAGGAGCAAGGAGCUACCUUUACAGGUAGAGUUUCUCUGAGAGACACACAGGCAUUAUGCAAGAUUGGCUGUAACCAACAGGAGUUGACAAGAGUUUGUUCCACCAACAUAGAGAUCCUUUAAUUACAAGCUAACUAACAGUGUUCUUCAUUGUCUGUUCUGUCUCACCAGUUAUGAAGUGUUUGGAGUGAAAUGCUUUAAAAUCAACUCCAUAUCUAAAUUAUUAUUGGGACCAAAUGGGAAUUUUUCUCUAAUUCAAUCGCUUAUGUAUCGGUCUAUAAAUCAUAAUUUGCCCCAUUAAUGUACGAUAUUGUCGACCUGAGACGCAAGAUAAGAAUUGGAAAAUAUGUAAACCUCUUGAUAGAGACUUUGGUAACCAGAAACAGAUUUCUGUUCAAGGGAAUGUUUCUCCAGUGCCAUUUUGAAUUCAGAUACUGUUGUUGUUUUGUUUUGCUAGAAUUAUGUUUUUUAAAUCUUGGCCCUGCCUCAAUUAAUCAUUCUCAACUCAAACCCUCUACAUUCUCUCCAAAAUGUAAACUCUAUUGACUGUAGUGUAGCAUUCCCUCCAUGUAUUCUCGUCUUGUGUUUCAAUGUAGUGGGAGGACAGCAAAUAUCCUUCACCACAUCUAUACUGUAUUUUUGAAUCAUUACCUUUAGUUGAGUGUUAGAGGUUAUAGUCCAUCAACCAGGGGUAUAUUCAGUAGGUCGCCAACUAGGGAACAACAUACAACUGCAAUUUACUGCGGUAUUCUCCAUCAAAUUGAGGAGAUAACGAAUUUGGCCAUUCCAUUCUAAUCUUAUUUUCUGACAUGCUCUGAAAAUGUAAUCCUGCUGAAUAUGCACCUGGAAUCAAACCACAAUAGAUUAGAUUUUUGCAUUCCAAUUUUCCAAUUGCAACUUCAUUCAGCAAACUGGUUGGUCCUUCAGUGUGUUUGUGUGCUUUCUUGUAAAUGUUCUCAGUUUCAGCCUCCAUGUUACUGUACUGUUUCAUUAAUGUCUUGGGCUGUGGUUUAUUUGUGUUGUCUAUGCGAUGACAUCCUUAGUUUUUCUGUUGAAGUGGUACCACUUCAGGCGGCAGGUAGCUUAGUGGGUAAGAGCGUUGUGCCAGUAACCGAAAGGUCGCCGAGCCGACUAGGUGAAAAAAUCUGUCUAUGUGCCCUUAAGCAAGGCACUUAACCCUAAUUGCUCCUGUAAGUCGCUCUGGAUAAGAGUGUCUGCUAAAUGACGUAAAUGUAAAAUGUACCACAUAGGAAUACAACUUUUUUUUUAUAUGUGGGGGAAAUGCUCUUAUUGCAUUGGGGAUAGGAGAUUCACUGAAGCACACAGUGCUGUUACUGUUAACUGUCUACUGAGUUGCAUGUGUGUGUUAGUAAUGUUUCUGUGUCUUUUUCAUGUGUUGUUCAAAAAGCAAGUAGUCUGAAUGAUGAUUACUGUCUGUGUGUGUCACUGUAAUUAACUGACUGGAUUGUAGCCUGUACCAGCUUGAAUUAACAAUCACUUUAGUUAGUUUAAGCAUUUCUUAGCUGUUUCUUGUCAAGUAUUGAGGAGCCAAUCGCAUUUCUUUCCAAUACAAAACAAGACAAUUAUUUCUGUCAUACUAACAAUCGAACAGUUACACAAACUGAGGCUUUGCUGUUGAAACACUAUUUUGCAUUUUACUAUCCUUAUUGUAUCUAUACUAUAUUCACACAAUAACAUAACAUAUUUCAAAAUAGAGAAAGUUACAAAGCAAGAAUAAAGGUGAUGUUGAAUUAUCCUUUUUCAAAAUGUAGAUUUGGUUUCCUUUAGUUAGUCUAUAGAACAUCUGUACCAUUAUAUGUAGGUACGUAGACACAAUUAUUGCCAAUACAUUGUGUAAUACCUGUUAUACCGCUCUUGAAAACAUACACUGAUUUGUUAUCAAUUGAGCUGCAGGAAGUGAUCAGCCUUAACUGAAUGCAAGGAUUCUGUCGAGCAGUAAGGUACGUGGUGUUUUCAGUAAAACCUUGUUUCGUUCUCAAGCAUCUUUUUGAGCUGCACCACCACUGUUAUCAAGGGAUUGGCUUAUGAAUACACUUCUUGGGUGUUUUACUUCUCUGAGUUAGUUUGUCUCUGCGUCAUUGUAAAACAGAAAGCCAUACUUUGUUCUUUGUUUUUAUAUUUUUCUCUCAAAAUAUUGUCUGUCAUGAAAAAAAAUAUUUUGCAUACAUUUUCUGUUUUGGGAUUUUGUGACUGUGAAAAGAUGAAACACAUCAAAUAAAUCUAUUAGUGUACUGUAC
Coregonus sp. 'balchen' is the source of this 11895-nucleotide messenger RNA. The record is from the annotation of a GenBank genome assembly. NCBI's taxonomy places the organism in Eukaryota, Metazoa, Chordata, Actinopteri, Salmoniformes, Salmonidae.